AUGGACCGUCAUGGCCAUUCCCUUGCCGCGCUGUGGCGACGACGAGCGCAAUCCUGGACUCCUUUGCGCUGUGCUCGGUGGCACUGCGACGGUGCAGCUGAGCCUCAAAGACUGGCGUUAGUCCGCUACCUCGAGGAGAGUUGGGUGCAGGUGUGCGUCCUCCAGGAGCCGCACUUUAACUCUAUGGACGGCGAAUCUGUUGGCCUGGGCGGGCAUCAUCACUCCGAUGCCGCAGGGAUUGGUGACCACUGCGGAAGGAUCCCGGUGCUCCUCCAACGCGACCUUGGCACCGAGGAGCAGCGGGGCAGCGUCGAUACUGGCGGCGAGGUUGUUUCCGUGUCCAUCCACUGCGACAGCCCUUCCCGACCGGUGGGGCUUGCCUGCGGAUCCAUCUGA
This is a messenger RNA of Leptomonas pyrrhocoris, 396 nucleotides long. RefSeq lists its product as hypothetical. Lineage: Eukaryota; Euglenozoa; Kinetoplastea; Trypanosomatida; Trypanosomatidae. The record is from RefSeq and is a predicted model, not a curated record. Bases 1 to 396 code for a protein of 131 amino acids. The transcript has a single exon.